Fusarium odoratissimum NRRL 54006 is the source of this 1291-nucleotide messenger RNA. RefSeq lists its product as uncharacterized. The coding region runs from base 73 to 756 and encodes 227 amino acids. Lineage: Eukaryota; Fungi; Ascomycota; Sordariomycetes; Hypocreales; Nectriaceae. The record is from RefSeq and is a predicted model, not a curated record. The transcript has 3 exons.
CGCGCUUCUUAUCUCUCUCAACCUCAAAUCUUCAUUUCACCUCACUCUACCCAUUAACACCACUCACUCACGAUGGGCAUCUUCCGCUUGGCCAGAAAAACAGUCUUUACCGGCCUGUUGGGCACAUCCACAGCCGCCGCGUACCUCGCUUCUCAGAACCCCGUCAUCUCCCCGCUCCCCGCCAACGACCCCAUCUGGUCGUCCCGACUCUUCAGAAGGGCCAAUCCAAACGGUAACCCUACCACUCAAGAUGUCGUGAUCAAGCGCAUUCCCUUUAGCAAGAUUCGUCCGGAAUUGCUUCAGAAUAACAAUGACUUGACGCUUGAGUUCUGUCGUGGAGUUUGGAGCGGUUGGGGCUUCGCUAUUCAGCGUCGAUAUGCUCAAUUGAAAUACCGCGGUCCUGAGACUGAACAUCAGCUCUGGGACCCUGAGCAACUCGCCACAAGCACCUACGACAAAGGCGCCAUUAUCACUGAUCAUUUCGAAGUCGUUGAGAAGACUCCCACGUCCAUCACCGUGCGCUGCGGCGACUCACCGCGCAACCAGCCCCUGCGCCCAUCUGAUGGUCUCUUCCAGAUCAGCGCUACCAUCGACAAGGCGCAUGAGGAAGUUGAGUUGCGCCUCAAGAGCGUUUUGUUCUCCAGCGAGGGCAAGGUUGCGGGCAACAAGGGACCUAUGCCUCCGUGGAUCACAGAGCUGCAUCAGUGGUAUGCAAGAAUCUGGGCUGAGACUGGUUCUUGGAAACUCCUUAAGUGAUGGAUUAUGAGUUAUGAUAUACCAUGUAGAUCGUGGGCAGUUUGCUGAGCAGCUGCUGCACUGACGGAAUGAAUGAACAUGUCUCUGAAAUGCAAGAUGUUUUUUUAUGCGGUUUUCUUUUCUUUCAAACCCUUUGUGGCUUGGAUCAAGGGGUGAUCUGACUUGAUGUAGUGAAACCUUUUAAAAACCGAGCAGAUUGUGUGAAGACACGUCCAGAAAGACCCAUCAGUCACGACAUUCAUUCAGACUUUUCGUCAUACGAUGAGCCCCGCUCACUUCACUGUGCCAGUUUGCGUAACCGAGGGCACGGCGAUGUUCAACAAGAUAGCGAAAUGUUAGAAAUUUGAAUGCACAAGGUUUCAUCAACCGGGGGACAUUCAACAAAGACUUGUGAGAGUGAACUGUCAGGCUUGUACACGUACCAGAAUAAUAAGUGCGCACUGUGAUUUGCCGCCACUUUCGAACCUAUUGCCAUGUGUCAGUGAAGCCACGCACUGUCUUAGUCAUCAAGAGCUUCAACUCCCAUCCAUUUAAU